Molecule: messenger RNA, 2847 nt
Organism: Etheostoma spectabile (orangethroat darter)
Lineage: Eukaryota; Metazoa; Chordata; Actinopteri; Perciformes; Percidae
Gene: rerg
Product: RAS-like, estrogen-regulated, growth inhibitor
Exons: 5
Coding region: 413-1015 (200 amino acids)
Molecular function (GO): GTP binding; GTPase activity
Source: RefSeq, a predicted model, not a curated record
AGCAGAGUGUCGGAAACUCCAGCAGCUCCGCUCCUUAUAUUUCCACUGACACUCCGUUUUAGGGAUUCAUUCAUUCCUGUCAGAGCUGCUGUUCGGUUUGUCCGGACGGGAUCUGCCCACCCAUCCACGCGUCUGUCCACCCAGCUGUUUAUAUCUCUCCUUUCAUCCAGCUGUGCGCUGCGUCCGGGAAGGUCAGACGCGUUGUUUUCGAUCGGCGGACCUGACAACUUUGUUUUGUUUAUUUGUUAAUUCUUCUCUUCCUGAUCAGCGUUUCCUCCCCGGGAGAUUACUGCUGCGUUCAGCGGUCGCUGGUGAGUCUUCCUGCCGGUAUUUUCAGACGCUGCAAGGAUGAAUGGCUGACCUCGGAGCUCACUGAUUGGUUUGCUGAUCUUUGCUGGCUGCAGCUGCUGUCAUGGCCAAAAGCCCGGAAGUGAAGCUGGCCGUCUUUGGCAGGGCAGGGGUGGGCAAGUCAGCUUUGGUGGUGAGAUUUCUGACCAGACGCUUCAUCUGGGAGUACGACCCGACACUCGAAUCAACAUAUCGUCAUCAAGCCAACAUUGACGAUGAGGUUGUCACCAUGGAGAUCCUGGACACUGCAGGGCAGGAGGACAUCCAGCAGAAGGAGGGGCACGUGCGUUGGGGUGACGGAUUUGUCAUUGUGUACGACAUAACAGACCGGGGAAGCUUUGAGGAGGUGGCCCCACUCCGAAGUCUCCUAGAGGAGGUGAAGAAACCCAAAAAUGUGCCUUUGGUCCUUGUGGGCAACAAGUCCGAUCUGGACCACGUCCGGCAGGUCGGCACAGAGGAAGGUGAGCGGCUGGCAGCUGAAAUGGCAUGCGCCUUCUACGAAUGUUCAGCUUGUGCCAAUGAGGGUGGCACUGUGGCAGAGGCUUUCCAUGAGCUGUGUCGUGAGGUGAGGCGCCGCAAGGCCGUGCAGGGCAAGGCCAGACGUCGUAGCUCCACCACACACGUCAAACAGGCCAUCAACAAGAUGCUGACCAAGAUAAGCAGCUAGGGAAGAGCCACACUACGGUCUGAUGACACAAUAAAAUGUACAUUUCUUCUCAUGUAAAUGUUUUAAGCAAUUGUUGGCUCUGAAAUGGACGCUGAUGUGACAGAUUUAAUGUGGAAUAUGUUCUUUGCUUCGUCCCAAGUGCAAUCUCUCUUCCCUCUGGAAGAGGUAAAUCACGUCGGGACUUCAGCAUUGGAGCCUUAACGGAUGAUUUCUUGUCCAAACUUUUGAGCUCAUUUGUAUAAAAAUAAUCCUGUACAUUGGUGAGCUAUGAGAUGCCUCAUGAUCCUGAGGUUUUUAUCCUUUCAUCCAACUCUUUACAAUCAAUAAAAUAGCCACAUGGCAGUCUGAAAAUGAUGCAUGCAAGCCAUCCUAUUUAGCAUGCAAAGAAUCCAAGGAUUCAUUGACGUUGCACAAGAAAAUCGUAGUUUCCUCUCUGUAUCUUGUCUGUAGGAGGAUAUUGUGAUGUGCUUCGGCCCACAUGCGUGUUCUGUCAACAGCGGUAAAAAAAACUUUGAUCAGAGAAAUGCUAUUAUGUAAAAGUAGAUCCAUUGUCCUUAACUUAUGUAAACCCUAGAAAAAUCCUGUUAAUGCCUGUCCUUCCAACAAACUUUGUAAUAAAGUCCACUCUGUUCUGUUGACAUUAAAAUGUCCGGCAGUGCACUUGCUGCAUUUAUCCACAACUAAAAGGUACUAAAAGGUAUUUUUCUCAAGGAACCAAAGCACAGGUUCAGAACAUGUCAAGGCUAGGGAUACAUAGAUCAGUUACAGAUAUCAGGCUGAUACUGACUCAAACAGAUGGAUCGGGUAUCAGUGACAUUGGGGCCGAGCUAUUUAACUCCACGUUUAUAUACAUUCUUGUGGAAUUUCACUUCCUGUUUAAAUAUUUAAACAUUUUGUUGCUGCAUUUAAAAAUGUUUUACACUUGAAUUGGAAUUCCUAUUGAUUUUGAAGAUUUACUAAGUUGCAGGUGCACCAUUUAUUUUAAUAAUAAAUUACAUUUCAAGUUGCUCUUUGUUUUACAAAGUUAGGAAAGCAUUGUUUAAAGCGCCCAUGUAUUGGCCAUUUUCAGGUUCCUAAAUUGUAUUUUGAGGUUGUACCAGGGGGAAAAAGAUAAAUAUAUAUAUACACACACACACACACACACACACAUAUAUUAUACAUAUAUAUAUACACACAUACAUUUUUUUCUUCUUUAUUUAUGUGACCUGUAUGAUCAAAACAACCAGCUGUGCCCUUGAAAUUAAAAAGAGAUAUCCCACCAGUUUUACUCUUAAUGACUCUAGAGACGUUCCGAUACCGAUACUGCCUAAAACACUGGUAUCGGUAUGGGGAAGUACUGGAGUUUAUGCACCGAUCCAAUACCACGUAAUAAAUCCCUAAAGAAAAUCCAUGUUAAAGUAGUUUAUGUUCUUUUUCCAUUAUAAUUGACUGUCAAACUGGAUAUUAAAAGAAAGUUCUGUGGCAUUGAUUGCUUGUGUUUGUUCAUGUUUAACAUUUAAUCAUGUUUUAAUAGUUUAACCUAAGCCAGACCGACAAAUAUAGAAAUCACAUCACAUCCAUACAUGGAUAGUAGUAUACAGUUGUUAAAACACAAUAAAAUAUAUGACACACUGGUAUUGGAUCAGCACUCGUAUCGGCCGAGACGCAAGUUCAGGUAUCAGAAUCGGUAGGCAAAAAAAUGGUAUUGGACCUUCUCUUAAUGACUCCAUAAGUUUGUUUGAUAUCAAUGUAAAUGAUUGACAUCAAUGUAAAUGUCAUCGCUGGGUGCAUGCCGUUCUACAGAAGCCCUCAGCGGUGUACUAAGUUUCAAAUAAUAAACAUUGAGAUUGAUA